AUGACUGUAUUGGGAAUGGGGUAUGAGAAAAUACAUGCAUGUCCUAAUGAUUGUAUACUCUACAGAAAGGAGUUCCAAGAUUUAGCUUCAUGUCUAACAUGUAACACAUCAAGAUGGAAGUUGAAGAAAAAAUCAAAUGAACCGAGGAUUGGCGUGCCAUCGAAAGUUUUAUGGUAUCUCCCACCUAUCCCAAGGUUUCAAAGAAUGUUUCAGUCGCCAGAAAUAGCAAAGGACUUGACAUGGUAUGAUGAUCAAAGAGUUUCUGAUGGCCAAUUACGUCACCCAUCAGACUCUCCAUCAUGGAAAUUAGUCGACCACAAGUGGCCAGAUUUUGCUGCAGAGCCUCGAAACCUUCGGCUAGCUCUUUCUGCAGACGGAAUAAAUUCACAUAGUUCCCUUAGUAGUCGCUAUAGUUGUUGGCCUGUUGUACUGGUUAUCUACAAUCUUCCGCCUUGGUUGUGCAUGAAGAGAAAAUUUAUGAUGUUAUCAUUGUUGAUAUCUGGUUCGGCACAACCUGGUAAUGACAUUGAUGUUUUCCUUGCACCAUUGAUUGAUGACUUGAAAAUAUUGUGGCAGCGAAGGAACAGUUCUCAAAGAUUAAAGCGUGGUAGGAAGAACAUUUAUGCGGGCCAUAGAAAAUUUCUUCCACGCUACCAUCCGUAUCGAAGGCAAAAGAAAGCAUUUAAUGGCGAGCAAGAGUUUCGAGAAGCUCCAAAACCGUUAUAUGGAGAAGAAGUGUUAAAGAAGGUAGAAGGGAUUGAAAUUCUUUGGGGGAAGAAAAAUAAAAAGAAGUCCUCAAAUAUUGGUACUAGUUGGAAGAAGAAGUCAAUUUUUUUUGAGCUUGAAUAUUGGAAGUAUUUGUAUAUCCGACACAUUUUAGAUGUUAUGCAUAUAGAGAAGAAUCUGUUGGAGAGCAUCAUUGGUACACUACUUAAUAUUCCAGGCAAAACAAAGGAUGGAGUUAAUUCUCGUCUAGAUCUUGUAGAUAAGGGCCUAUGGGAAGAGUUGGCACCGGUAAUUGGAGAGAAGCGAACAUACCUACCUCCCGCAUGUUAUACAUUGUCUAGGGAGGAGAAGAAAAUAUUUUGCACAACAUUGUUAGAACUCAAAGUCCCUGAUGGGUACUCUUCGAAUAUUAGAAGUAAGGUCUCGAUGCCAGAUCUGAAGCUUUAUGGUCUCAAGUCACAUGACUGUCAUGUACUGAUGCAACAGUUGCUACCUUUGGCACUACGUUCUGUGUUGCCUAAAGAAGUGAGCUAUGCCAUCACAAGAUUAUGUUUCUUUUUCAAUGCUAUUUGUAGCAAAGUGGUGGAUGUGCCGAAAUUAGAAAAACUUCAAUCAGAUCUUGUGAUUACAUUAUGCUUAUUUGAAAAGUACUUUCCGCCAUCAUUCUUUGAUAUCAUGGUUCAUUUGACGGUGCAUCUUGUUAGAGAAGUACGACUUUGUGGACCUGUUCACUUUCGAUGGAUGUAUCCAUUUGAGAGGUACAUGAAGGUUUUAAAGGGUUAUGUACGUAAUCGUAAUCAUCCGGAGGGUUGCAUUGCUGAAAGCUACAUUCCAGAAGAAGGUGUUGAGUUUUGCUCUGAUUACUAA
Molecule: messenger RNA, 1593 nt
Organism: Rhododendron vialii
Lineage: Eukaryota; Viridiplantae; Streptophyta; Magnoliopsida; Ericales; Ericaceae
Exons: 2
Coding region: 1-1593 (530 amino acids)
Source: RefSeq, a predicted model, not a curated record